Messenger RNA from Penaeus chinensis, 3753 nucleotides. It is a transcript of the gene abo, whose product is annotated as DET1 homolog. Gene Ontology annotation, cellular component: cullin-RING ubiquitin ligase complex; nucleus. The transcript is spliced from 11 exons. Lineage: Eukaryota; Metazoa; Arthropoda; Malacostraca; Decapoda; Penaeidae. The coding region runs from base 611 to 2293 and encodes 560 amino acids. Gene Ontology annotation, molecular function: ubiquitin protein ligase binding; ubiquitin-like ligase-substrate adaptor activity. The record is from RefSeq and is a predicted model, not a curated record. Gene Ontology annotation, biological process: positive regulation of proteasomal ubiquitin-dependent protein catabolic process; protein ubiquitination.
GCAGGGAUAAUUCUUUCCUAUUUCUUGUUCCUUAAGUAUAUUUAGGGAAUGGUGCCUGAAAGGAAGUGUUAUUAAAGGACUCAGAUAUCACUCUUGACAGCCAUACUUCUAUAGAAUAAUAGUUUCGUUUUCGAAAUGCCGAUCCAAGAUGCACGUAAUUUCCGCCGACCGAGCGUCUGUGCGAGACACUGCAGAACCCUCAGGAAAUAGCUUUGUUUUCGCUCGUGCACAACCCUAUGACCACGGUGAGCAGUGAAAGGAAGUGAUUGAGAUAUUCUGUGGUAUUCUUCAUAUGUGACAUAUUCAAUUGCAAUUGAAAAAGAUGUUUUGAUGUGUCAUAGAAUACCUUGUAAUGGAAAGGUCAAGCAACCACCAUGGCCUGGGCACCUUCACUGCGCCAGCAGAACUCCGUAAACAUCCUCCACCUAUAAACAGGAAAGAUAGAGCUUGGACUGGUUCCUUAUUCAAGAGUAAAUGGCACAGACAGCUCAUGCAAGACAGAUUGGAUUUGUUGGCGGGCGGUCAAAAAGGUGAAUGCCAGAACCUUAUAGUUGUUAGCCUCCCACUCUUGGUAUGGAAUCCAUGAGAAUAAUCUGACAAUUAAUGUGUGAUGGGUCAUCCAGCCAUGGAGUUUGACAACUCUGGGCCCGGGAUUCGGGUGCAGAAAAUUCCUGCACAGAAUCUGGUGGUUCGGCUCUUCCAUCGUGAAAUUCACCGAAAGCCUCGACAGCAUGAGCACAGCAACCGCUACUUCUACCAGAACAUCACACCAAAUUUUACAGUAACCAAUGUUCAGAAGCCUCCUUGUUUCUUGCGGAAAUUCAGCCCAGAUGGAAGGUUUCUUAUUGCAUUUUCUUCUGAUCAAACAAGCAUAGAGAUAUACAGGUACAUGGGACCAUCUGCUGCUGCUGAUCUUCUGCACUGGUGUGAGGGGACAAGUGUGUUGAAGGAGAAUGAGCAGAAGACAUUUGAAAUAAGAAGAAAUAUUUUUGAUCGCUUCUUCAAGCUCACACAUACAGUCAGUGUGGCAACUAACUGUGAACAACUCAAUAGAGAGUGUAGUUUAUUCACAGACAAUGGCAAGUAUGUGAUAGUUGGGUCUGCUUCAAUUGAUGAUGCAAGCAGUAUUGACCACUUCGACAUGUACAGCAAUAAUGAAUCUGUCACUCCAAACCCUCGGUAUCCCCUAGAAGAUUACACAUUACACAUUGUUGACAUUGAAAUGGGAUGUCUGGUCAGUUCACGAACUUUCAAACAUGACAAGAUUUUUCUCUCUCACAACCAAGGUCUCUAUCUUUACCGUCAAACUUUGGCUGUUCUCUCUGUGCAGCACCAGACAAUCCACAUAUUUCAGAUUACACCAGGAGGAAACUUUCUUGAUAUACGUACAAUAGGACGAGUCUGCUAUGAGGAUGAUGAUUACUACCUUUCAACUGUGUUGCCUGACCGGAUGCAAGCUACAUAUCAGCAUGGAAGAGAGAAACUUAUCAAUUCCUUAAAGCACAGACUGCUGGUGUUCUUGUUUCGGAGAGCAGAAGCCAUCAGUAAGGAAGAAGGCAAUCCACGUGCCCUAAGGGAGUAUUAUCAUUACUUCGACCACCUUUUCCUCCUGCGCAUGUGGAAGAUGCAGCUACUUGAUGACGUCCAUUUGCUUAUCAAAUAUGCAUCAGAGGAAGUGGUGACAUUACGGACAGCAGAGCCCAAUGGACAACCUUUGUUUUUUGUGGUAUACAAUAUGAUUACAACGGAAGUGCUUGCUGUAUAUGAAAAUACAUCCUCAGAAUUAUUAGAUUUAUUUGAAAAAAUGACAGACUUCUUCAGAAAUGCAAGAUUAUCAUGUGAAUCGCAGUUCACUUGCUCUCCAUCGAACAACAACUGGGCUAGAUUAAUUCACAAGAGAUUUAAGAAGACGAUUAUCAGUGCACGGGGUGGGGGUGUGACAGUGGCUACAAAAAGACUUUUGGGUCAGUUGCCAAUCUCAGCACAGUCGUACUCAGCUUCUCCCUAUUUAGACUUAACACUCUUCUCUUAUGACGACAAAUGGGUAUCUGUGAUGGAACGCCCAAAGAGCUGCGCAGAUCAUCCCAUCAGGUUCUAUGGCCGUGACUCCGGCCUCAUCAAGUUCAGUAUUCAUGCUGGACGUGGCAGUCUCUUUGGAUCUUCAACAUCCUUAUCGUCCACCAGAAGCCUUGUGGCCUUUACCUUUCAUCCAGCUGAUCCAUUCACCAUAUCUGUCCAGCGAGCAAAUGCAGAUUAUGUUGUGAACUUUCACUUGAGACAUAAACCAAGCUGACAGGGAUUUUACUCUAGGAGUGAGCUUGUGAUUCUUUGGAAUAUAGAUGUCUCUAAAGAUGUCAAGCUCUUUCUUUACUUUUUUAUCUGCUUUUGUUGCAGUUACCUUUAAAAUAAUGUUAUAGAAAUACAUUUGAAGUGAUGCUUCUAAGGAACUUGAAAUAAGUAUAAUGUAUUGCUGUCUAAAAGGCAAGUCUCAUAGAAAUAUCUUGACUUUCAAUGAUGUAAUAUAGAUGAUUCUUCAGUCUGUAUUGUUGAUUGUUUAAUUUUUUCUCUGGGCCCAAGAUUUCAAGGUCAUUUUAGUGACUAUAUAAUCAAUGAGACAAAGCCGUAGGAUCUUACAGAUAUGGAUUUUAUCUUAAUUAAAAUGUGUAUAUAGACUAUUUACAGUACUCACCUUAGUUACAGAAACAUGUACUAAACUCAGAAAAAGUAUGAAACAGCAGUUAGAAAAGUUGUUUCUUCUUUAAGGAUGUUAUAGCUUUAAUUUUUUUUUAAAUCAGAAAAUAUCACGACAACCACUGUUUGAGUUUUUCAAUAUAAUCAUUCCUUUAUUGAUUAAAACUCAUUUUAUUUUGAUUAGAAGCCAUCUUAAUCCAGUGCUGCUGGAAGUGGCAUGUACAUACGUGCCAUCAAACUGCAAGUUUAGUUUGUUAAUUGUCUUUACGCAUAGGUGGUUCCAAAGUACUAAGUCACCAAUGAGCCAGUUACAACUACUACCUAUCACAUGUUUACCCUUUACUUUGAGUUUUGGAAAGAUUUUUCUGGAAUCAUAUUUUGCCAUUAGUAAUGUCAAUAAAACUAUAAUUAUAUUAUCAAUAAUAAUAAUAUUAUUAUCAUCAAUAUUGAUAGCAUUAGUAAAAAUCAAGUUUUUACUGCAAACUCAAGGAACAUUGAAUGCAUGUGAGGUCACAGUAUAUAUUUAUAGAUUCCUUUGUGGCUAAGCACUUGUGGAGCCAUCUAUGUGGAGAAACAUUUCGCAAAACAAUACAAUAGUGAACAUAACAUUUUCCCGGCAACGUGGGGUUGAGAAAUGUCAUAUUGGAAGCUUUAAAUGUACUAGGUUUUUGUGCAAUAAAAGAAUUAAGGAACUUUUAUUUAAAAAAAAUAAAUAAAUAAAUAAAUAAAUAAGUAAAAUAAAAUACUAAGGUGAUAUAUAAGAAUCAGGAAAAUUGCAUUGUAUAAUCACAUGCACUCACACAUAGACACACAUGCAGUUGCCACAAUCCGUACCACAUAUACACAUACACAUUCAAACAAACAAACAAGCAAACAACCCCCUCACACACAAAUAUAUAAAACAUGAUGUAAAGGGUUUAAAGGGUUUAACUUUUUUGUUAUAUAUUGUUAUAAAGAUCAGUUAAGGAUACCUUAUUUCAUAUAUUUUAUACAGAUGUGCCUCCUCAUUAUAUAUAUUAUUUUUAUACUAAUAUCGAAUAAAGUUGUGAAUACUUUUGAUAA